AUGCUUGUGGGAGCGACGAGCACACGCUUCCCGCCGCCCCCGCGGGGAGGUGUUGACUGGUCGACGCAAUCCGCGGAUACCUUCACCCACAGCCAUGUCGAAUCUCGACGGUGCGCCGCGACGGGCGAUUGGUCUCAACCGGUGCUGGUAGAAGAUCCGUAUCUGCGUGUACACGGUCUCGCGCCCGUCUUCCACUACGGUCAGGAAGCCUACGAGGGUUUGAAAGCUUUCCGCACACCUCACGACGAGAUCCGCAUUGUCAGGCCCGACUACCACGCGAGGCGAUUCCGUCAGUCGGCCGAACUCGUCUCGAUCCCUCCAGUCCCACACGACGUCUUCCUCCGCAGCGUAGAGAUGGCCGUGGCCCACAAUGCCGAGUUCGUGCCUCCCAACGACGAAGAGAGCAUGCUGUACAUACGCCCCGUCGUCUUCGGCACGGGGGGGUCCAUGCAGCUCAAGCCGAGCGACGAGUACCUCUUUUGCGUCUACGUCACCUGCGCGGGGGCCUUUUACGGCUCAGAGGCUCUGGACUGCCUCAUCCUCGAGGACUUUGACCGGGCGGCGCCGAGGGGAACUGGCUCGGGCAAAGUGGGCGGCAACUACUCCCCCGUGAUGCGGUGGAGUCGGCAGGCCAAGGAGAGAGGAUUCGACAUUACGCUGCACCUCGAUAGCCAGACACGGAGCGAGGUGGAGGAAUUCACCACGUCGGCUUUUCUCGGCAUCCGCGUCCAAGAAGGGAGCACCCCGACUCUGGUGGCCCCCGACACGAAGAACGUCGUGGACAGUGUCACGAGCAAUUGCGCGCGCCGCGUCGCAAGCGACCUCGGCUGGGCGGUGCAAAGAAGACCGGUCAAGUACACGGAGCUCGAACAAUUUAGCGAGAUCAUGGCGUGCGGUACCGCUGUGGCCCUGGUCGGUAUUCGGUCCAUCACCAGAGAGAGCACCAGCGAAGUACUGCGAUACUCUGACAAGGAUGGAGAAUUGGGUCCCUACACACAGAUCUUGCAAGAGCAUCUUCGUGACAUCCACAAGGGAAAGACCGCGGAUCGGUUUGGGUGGAUGCACAAGGUCCCUCCCCCGGAAACGGGGACUGAUAGACAGAUAGAUCAUCCAGGAGCUCACUAA
Molecule: messenger RNA, 1125 nt
Organism: Emericellopsis cladophorae
Lineage: Eukaryota; Fungi; Ascomycota; Sordariomycetes; Hypocreales; Bionectriaceae
Product: branched-chain amino acid aminotransferase
Exons: 3
Coding region: 1-1125 (374 amino acids)
Biological process (GO): branched-chain amino acid metabolic process
Molecular function (GO): branched-chain-amino-acid:2-oxoglutarate transaminase activity
Source: RefSeq, a predicted model, not a curated record